UCAUUACACCUCCCACACCCUCACAUCACUCUCUGUAUUUGGUUUCUGCUCCCUGUGCAAAUACACUUCCCGCCUUGGGUCAGUUUCAGGUGGAACGUCUCUCUGACAACAGGAAGGAUUUUAGCUCAAACGUUCUCAGCAAGUGGUUUUAGAGCAGGAAGUUAGUUUUUACUCAGACAACAUGUGUACUGGAAAAUGCUCCCGCUGCAUUGCAGUGACUCUGUAUCCAUUAGCACUCAUUUCCAUCAUCUGUAAUAUUGUGCUGUUCUUUCCUGGCGGAGACAUCAAGUAUGCCAAAGACGGGCACAUUACCGAGGAAGUGAAGUACAUGGGGGGACUCGUUGGAGGCGGUUUAAUGGUGUUGCUCCCAGCAUUUUACAUCCACUUCACUGGAAAAGAGGGGUGCUGUGGGAAUCGCUGUGGGAUGUUCUUAUCCAUUGCAUUCGCAGCAGUGGGUGUGGCCGGGGCGCUGUACAGUUUCAUUGUGGCAGUGCUCGGUUUGCAAAAUGGACCCCUCUGCAAAGUUGUUCUGAUUUGGAUGACACCAUUUAAAGACAGUGAUCACAGUUACCUGACCGACAACACGUGGUGGGGAACGUGCACAGAGCCUAAGGACAUUGUGCAGUUCAACAUCGGACUGUUUGCAACUCUGCUGGCCACAAGCGGUCUGCAGCUGGUUCUAUGUGCCAUUCAGAUGAUCAACGGGCUCUUUGGCUGCCUGUGUGGAACCUGCAACAACAAAGGGCCACUGUGAGUUCCUGACAGUUGACCGGCGCUCCCUGCUGGAAGAAUCAGAGAAGUGUUCCUGCUGCAUUUGCAUAAAAUACUGUACUUUGAAACUGUAGAUUUUUAUACCUUAUGUUUGUAUUUCAUCACGCUUAAUGCUGAAUUCUAAUAAAACUAGCAUAUCUGAAAUUCUUGCAAUGUAUUAAGGUAUGUUGUGAAAAUGGCAUUAGAAAAAAAUAAUUCAUGCCAAUUAUAAUGGUUUAUUGGAAAUAAAAUUGAUUUUAAAUAUAA
Molecule: messenger RNA, 1017 nt
Organism: Anoplopoma fimbria (sablefish)
Lineage: Eukaryota; Metazoa; Chordata; Actinopteri; Perciformes; Anoplopomatidae
Gene: tm4sf21a
Product: transmembrane 4 L six family member 21a
Exons: 5
Coding region: 182-754 (190 amino acids)
Cellular component (GO): membrane
Source: RefSeq, a predicted model, not a curated record